UCAUGGCGAUGUCAGCCGCAUUCGCUUUUUGUUAUCGAGGUCUGUAGAAUGCUGCAAUGUGUUAGCCGGCCGGCCCAGUUGACGAGAAUCCCACGCAUUUUAAGCUCCUGUCGACAUUUCACCCACGGUUUUAGCUCUUUGUCGUCCCAGGCCCUCAGCAUGACAGACCCGGCCGUGAAGAGGGUUGCGAGCGAAAUCAUCAAAUCGCCAGAGGACAAGCGGGUCUACAGGGGCCUUGAGUUUACGAAUGGCCUGAAAGCUGUGCUCAUCAGCGAUCCCACCACAGACAAGUCCUCUGCAGCACUCGAUGUCCACAUAGGUUCCCUGUCGGACCCCUCCAACAUUUCUGGCCUGGCUCACUUCUGUGAGCACAUGCUCUUCCUGGGCACUAAGAAGUACCCCAAGGAGAAUGAGUAUAGCCAGUUCCUCAGCGAGCAUGCAGGCAGCUCCAAUGCCUUCACCAGCGGAGAACACACCAACUACUACUUUGAUGUAUCUCAUGAACACCUAGAGGGGGCGCUAGACAGGUUUGCACAGUUCUUCCUGUGCCCUCUGUUCGACGAGAGCUGCAAGGACCGGGAGGUGAACGCCGUGGACUCCGAGCAUGAGAAGAACCUGAUGAACGAUGCCUGGAGGCUCUUCCAGCUGGAGAAAGCCACGGGGAACCCCAGUCACCCCUUCAGCAAGUUCGGAACUGGGAACAAGCUGACCCUGGAGACAAGACCCUCUAAAGAUGGAAUCGAUGUCCGCCAGGAGCUGUUGAAAUUCCACUCCACCUACUACUCCUCCAACCUCAUGGGGCUAUGUGUGCUAGGCAGAGAAUCUCUGGAUGAUCUCACAUCCAUGGUAGUCAAGCUGUUUGCAGAGGUGGAGAAUAAGUCUGUGCCUAUCCCAGAGUUCCCUGAGCACCCCUUCCAACAGGAGCACCUUAGGCAAUUUUAUAAAGUUGUCCCCAUAAAGGAUAUUAGGAACCUUUACGUCACUUUCCCCAUCCCUGACUUGCAAAAGUAUUACAAGUCCAACCCUGGCCACUACCUUGGUCACCUCAUCGGCCAUGAAGGUCCUGGCAGCUUGCUGUCUGAGCUGAAGGCUAAAGGCUGGGUCAACACGUUAGUUGGAGGCCAGAAGGAAGGCGCGAAAGGCUUCAUGUUUUUCAUUAUAAACGUGGACCUUACUGAAGAAGGACUUUUACAUGUUGAGGACAUCAUCUUCCACAUGUUCCAGUAUAUUCAGAAGCUUCGCACUGAGGGACCCCAGGAGUGGGUGUUCCAGGAAUGUAAGGAUCUAAACAAUGUUGCCUUUCGAUUCAAGGACAAGGAGCGUCCUCGGGGCUACACGUCUAAAGUGGCCGGCUUGUUGCACUACUACCCGCUGGAGGAGAUCCUGGCGGCGGAAUACCUGUUGGAGGACUUCAGGCCUGAUCUGAUCCAGAUGGUGUUGGAUAAACUCCUGCCAGAGAAUGUCAGAGUUGCGGUGGUCUCAAAGUCGUUUGAAGGACAGACCGAUAAGACUGAGGAAUGGUACGGUACUCAGUACAAGCAGGAGGCCAUCUCUGAAGAGGUCAUUAAGAAAUGGGCGGGCGCUGACUUCAACGGCAAGUUCAAGCUCCCCAUGAAGAAUGAGUUCAUCCCCACCAACUUUGAGAUCUACCCCCUGGAGAAAGAUGCACCCUCCACGCCCACAUUAAUAAAGGACACGGCGAUGAGUAAAGUAUGGUUCAAGCAGGACGAUAAGUUCUUCCUGCCCAAGGCCUGUCUAAACUUUGAGUUCUUCAGCCCGUUUGCAUAUGUGGACCCCUUGCAUUGUAACAUGGCCUAUUUGUACCUGGAGCUCCUGAAGGACUCCCUCAACGAGUAUGCAUAUGCAGCCGAGCUCGCUGGCUUGAACUAUGACCUGCAAAAUACCAUCUAUGGCAUGUAUCUCUCUGUGAAGGGCUACAACGACAAGCAGCACAUCCUGCUGAAGAAGAUUGUGGAGAAAAUGGCCACCUUUGAAAUCGACGAGAAGCGCUUUGACAUCAUCAAGGAAGCGUAUAUGAGGUCGCUGAACAACUUCCGUGCAGAGCAACCACACCAGCAUGCCAUGUACUACCUCAGGCUACUGAUGACCGAGGUGGCCUGGACCAAAGAUGAGCUCAAAGAGGCUCUGGAAGAUGUCACCCUGCACCGGCUCAAGGCCUUCAUUCCGCAGCUGUUGUCACGGUUACACAUUGAGGCGCUGAUCCAUGGAAACAUCACCAAGCAGUCGGCUUGUGGGAUGAUGCAGAUGCUGGAGGACACGCUCAUUGAGCAUGCUCACACCAAGCCCCUCCUCCCGAGCCAGCUGAUUCGCUACAGGGAGGUGCAGGUGCCGGAUGGGGGCUGGUACGUGUACCAACAGAGAAAUGAGGUCCACAACAACUGUGGCAUCGAGAUUUACUACCAGACAGACAUGCAGACCACUCAUGACAACAUGCUGCUGGAGCUCUUCUGCCAGAUCAUCCACGAGCCCUGCUUCAACACACUGCGCACUAAAGAGCAGCUCGGUUACAUCGUGUUCAGUGGACCCCGAAGGGCCAAUGGCGUGCAGGGUCUACGCUUCAUCAUCCAAUCAGAGAAGGCGCCGCACUACCUGGAGAGCCGCGUGGAGGCCUUCCUGCGCACCAUGGAGACAGUGCUGGGCGAGAUGAACGACGAGGCCUUCCAGAAGCACAUCCAGGCCCUGGCCAUCCGCCGGCUAGACAAGCCCAAGAAGCUGGCGGCCGAAUGCGCCAAGUACUGGGGCGAGAUCAUCUCCCAGCAGUACAACUUUGACAGAGACAACAUUGAGGUGGCCUACCUGAAGACGUUGACGAAGGAGAACAUAAUGCAGUUUUACAGGGAUCUGCUUGCGGUGGAUGCGGUCAAGAGACACAAGGUGUCUGUGCAUGUCCUCUCCAGGGAGAUGGACUCCUGCCCAGUGGUUGGCGAGUUCCCCGCUCAGAACGAUGUGAACCUGGCCCCCGCGCCAUCUCUGCCUCAGCCGGUGGUUGUGCAGGACAUGACUGAGUUCAAGAGAAGCCUGCCUCUCUUCCCUCUGGCGAAACCGCACAUCAACUUUAUGGCUGCCAAACUGUGAACCAUCGCCCAGCCCCAAAGCAGCGUGGGAUUGCUAGUGGCACAGGAACCCACUGCCCCCC
Messenger RNA from Alosa alosa (allis shad), 3157 nucleotides. It is a transcript of the gene ide, whose product is annotated as insulin-degrading enzyme. Gene Ontology annotation, molecular function: metal ion binding; metalloendopeptidase activity. The transcript has 25 exons. Gene Ontology annotation, biological process: peptide catabolic process. Bases 49 to 3096 code for a protein of 1015 amino acids. Gene Ontology annotation, cellular component: peroxisomal matrix; cytosol; mitochondrion. Lineage: Eukaryota; Metazoa; Chordata; Actinopteri; Clupeiformes; Clupeidae. The record is from RefSeq and is a predicted model, not a curated record.